This is a messenger RNA of Nymphalis io (European peacock), 576 nucleotides long. It is a transcript of the gene EMC5, whose product is annotated as ER membrane protein complex subunit 5. The transcript has 3 exons. The coding region runs from base 167 to 517 and encodes 116 amino acids. The record is from RefSeq and is a predicted model, not a curated record. NCBI's taxonomy places the organism in Eukaryota, Metazoa, Arthropoda, Insecta, Lepidoptera, Nymphalidae. Gene Ontology annotation, cellular component: Golgi apparatus; plasma membrane; EMC complex.
GACAAUUUAACUUGUGAUUUGACGUAUAUGUCUUAUGUCUAUUGAAUAGUACCUAUUUAUUAAUUGAAUUCGCCCUUUAUUUUACCAAUUUAAAUAGUUUUGCACACAAAAUUUACGAAUAUUACUAUCUAAAGACUAUAACUGCCUACUUCAACAAAAUCGAGUAAUGGCAUCUGUUCACAAAAUAAUUGUCAUUGUUGGAUUUAUAUCGCUGUUUCAUUCAGCGUUCUCAGCAGCACAACAUCGUUCAUACCUUCGGAUAUCAUCACAAGAAUUCACAACAUUACCCCUCGAUAUAAUAAUCCAGGCAGUAGCAAGUUUAUUUGCAGUGAUGUGGGGAAUUCUUAAUGUGUCUGGCAAACUUCGUGAAAUCCCAGCUGCAGCAGAGCUGAAUACUGUUAAAUGGGAAACUCAACGUAAUCUUCCAUCAUUCUAUAUCUUUAAUCACAGAGGAAGAGCAUUAGCCUAUAAUUUUGUUCCAACACCGAGUAAAGGGGACUUAGAAAACUUAGAAUGAUAAUAGUAUAAUUAAGAUAAUAUUGUUUUAAAAAUAUAUUUAUUUAGAGGAUGAGGAAA